UGUCAUAAGUUUUCUCCUUGUUAUAUAGUUACAUACUGAAGACUCUCACAUCACAUACCACAAAAACUUAAACUCAUAUUCUGCAUUCUCAAACUCUUUUUUCAUCCAGUUUCUCUCGAUUUUCAUGGCUAUGCAAUCACCUUCCUCAUCCUCUUCAUUUUCCUAUCGAUUCACUUACCAAGUGUUCCUCAGCUUCAGGGGCAGUGACACUCGUGACGGUUUUACUGGCCAUCUCUACAGAGCUCUUACUGACAAGGGAAUCCACACCUUCAUUGAUGACCGUGACCUGCAAAGAGGGGAUGAAAUCAAACCAUCACUCGACAAUGCCAUUGAAGAGUCUAGGAUCUUCAUUCCUGUGUUUUCUAUCAACUAUGCCUCUUCUUCAUUUUGUUUGGACGAACUUGUCCACAUCAUGCACUGCUACAAGACAAAGGGUCGUCUUGUUUUGCCUGUUUUCUAUGGCGUGGAUCCUAGUCACAUACGACAUCAAAGUGGGAGUUAUGGUGAACAUCUCACUAAGCACAAAAAGAGUUUCCAAAAUAACAAGAAAAACAUGGAGCGGUUGCAUCAAUGGAAGUUGGCUCUGACCGAAGCUGCUAACUUGUCCGGCUACCAUUUUAGUCAUGGAUAUGAAUACAAGUUUAUUGAAAAGAUAGUCAAAUAUGUCUCCAACAAGAUCAGUCGUCAGCCCUUACAUGUUGCCACUUACCCUGUUGGGUUGCAGUCUCGAGUACAACAAGUGAAAUCGCUUCUUGAUAAAGGAUCUGAUGGUGGAGUCCGCAUGAUAGGACUUUAUGGUAUUGGAGGCAUGGGAAAAUCAACACUUGCGAAAGCAAUUUAUAAUUUUAUUGCUGAUCAAUUUGAAUGCUCAUGUUUUCUUGAAAAUGUGAGAGAGAAUUCAGCUUCAAAUCAAUUGAAACAUCUCCAGGAGGAACUCCUUUUAAAAACACUAGCACUGAAAAUUAAGUUAGGAGGUGUUAGUGAGGGAAUUCCCUAUAUAAAGGAAAGGCUACAUACAAAGAAGAUUCUUUUGAUUCUCGAUGAUGUUGACAAUUUGGAACAACUGCAUGCUUUGGCUGGAGGACGUGAUUGGUUCGGCUGUGGAAGCAGAGUUAUCAUUACCACUCGUAACAAACACUUACUAACCAAUCAUGAGAUAGAAAUUAUCCAUGAAGUAAAAGGGAUGUCUACGGAAAAUGCUCUUGAAUUGUUGAGGUGGAUGGCUUUUAAAAAUUACAAAGUUCCUUCAAGUUAUGAAGAGAUUUUUAACCAUGCAGUUGUGUAUGCUUCUGGCCUUCCAUUAGCUCUAGAAGUAGUGGGUUCCAACUUGUUUGGAAAGAGUUUUGCAGAAUGUGAGUCUACAUUAGAUAAGUAUGAAAGAAUUCCACAUGAAGAUAUCCAAAAGAUACUUAAAGUAAGCUUUGAUGCUUUGGACGAAGAACAACAAAGUGUCUUUUUGGAUAUUGCUUGUUUCUUCAAAGGAUGUAGAUUGGCAGAAGUCGAAGAGAUACUUCAACAACAUUAUGGUUAUUGCAUAAAGAGCCACAUUGGAGAGCUGGUUGAUAUGUCUCUCAUAAAAAUUAGUGGGUGGAACUUGAAUGAUGUGACAUUACAUGACUUGCUAGAGGUCAUGGGUAAAGAAAUCGUCCGGAAAGAAUCACCCAAAGAGCCUGAAAAGCGUAGUCGGUUGUGGUGUCGCGAUGACAUAAUUCAUAUUUUACAGGAAAACAAAGGAACAAGUAAAAUUGAGAUGAUAUAUCUGAAUUCUCCCUCAAUGGAUCUGGUAAUAGACUGGAAUGGAAAGGCCUUCAAGAAGAUGACAAAUCUCAAAACACUUAUUAUUAAAAAUGUCUAUUUUUCUAAAGAUCCCAAGUAUCUUCCAAGCAGUUUGAGAGUAUUGAAAUUGAAUGGAUGUUCUUCAGAGUCUCUAUCAUCUUGUAUUUGCAGCAAGAGGUUUGAGGAUAUGAAAGUCUUGACAUUGGACAAGUGUCAAUAUUUAACCCAUAUACCCAAUGUCUCAGGUCUUCCAAAUUUAGAAAAAUUCUCGUUUCAAUAUUGUGACAAUUUAAUUGCAAUUCACGAUUCGAUUGGGAAGCUAAAUAAACUUGAAAUCUUAAAUGCAUGGGGAUGCAUCAAGCUUGAGAAUUUUCCACCCUUGCGGCUGCCCUCUCUUAAGGAAUUGGACCUCACUUAUUGUAAGAGACUCAAGAGUUUUCCAGAAUUAUUAUGUAAGAUGACAAAUACAAAAGAGAUUGGAAUGUGUAAAACUUCCACAAGAGAAUUGCCAUUUUCAUUUCAAUAUCUCCAGUUAUCAUUAUUGGCAUGUGAAAUGCUCAGGUUCCCAAAACAUAAUGAGAAAAUGUAUUCUAUAAUGUUUUCAAAUGUGGAUGUUCUUGAAUUCAAUCAUUGCAAUCUCCCAUAUGAAUGUCUCCAAAUAGUUCUCAAGUGGUGUAUUAAUGUGAAAUUUCUAGACUUAACCUUUGGUCAGUUCAAAAUUCUUCCUGAGUGCCUUAGUGAAUGUCACCUUAUGAGGACCCUCCUAUUGAAUUCCAACCAGCAUCUUGAGGAAAUUAGAGGGUUUCCACCGAAUCUCAAAUGUCUUGAUGCAUUUGAAUGUAAAUCAUUGAGUUCCUCAACUAGAAGAAUGUUAUUGAGUCAGCAAUUACAUGAGGCUGGGUGCACCACAUUUGUUUUCCCAAACGGAACAGAGGUGAUUAGGAUUCCAGAUUGGUUCGAGCAUCAAAGCAGGGGUCAUUCAAUUUCUUUCUGGUUCUGUAAAAAGAUCCCUUCUAUAACUUUUAUUAUUAUUCUUCCGAAUGUUGAAUAUUAUUUAGGAUUUAAUUUGUUUGUCAAAGGUCAUGAAUGUACAGUUCAAAAAUUCGAAUUUAGACUGCCGUAUUUUUCGGGACAUACAUAUUUGUUUGAUAUGAAUUUGGAAGAAAAUAUUGAACACUAUAAAAUAUUAGACAAAGCACUUUUAAAAAAUGAAUGGAUCUAUGUGGAGUUGAAGCUUCAGUUUAGUUGGAUUCCUGAGAAUAUUAUUAAAAGGUUAAGAAGUACAGAAAUGGGAAUCCACGUGCGCAAGGAGAAAAACAACACGAAUGAGGAUGUGAUAUUCACCAAUCCUUAUAGUAGAUAGAGAAAAUUAGAUGAAUAUCUCAAUGCUUCAUUAUCACAAUUUCAUCCUACGCUGAAAAAGCAUAGAUUUGUGGAAGUGGGAGUUUCAGAGACAGAAAUUUUGCAGCAGCAACAUCUAGCUUUAGUGUCAGGCAUGCGGAACUUGGUGCUUACUGAAACAAAAGAAAAGGAACACCAUGGAUAGAUAUAUUCCUUGGUCCAGGUACAUCAUUAUCAUUAUUAUCUUUAUAAAUCAAUUAAUUGUUUCUACCUGGAAGAGUUUUUCAAAUGACGAGACAUGAUAUAAGAUUCUGUCCAAAAUGCUUUGUAGACACACACUUCUGAUCGAAGGCAUCCAAUACCAACACAGGUGAUUUUCUCAAAUUACUAUUGGUGUUGACAAAUCAAUGUCGAGUUUGGUGUCCGUGUCUGUGUCGGUAUUUCAUAGGAAGGAUGUUUUUUAUCCAGCUUGAUUGAUGGAAAUUUUAGAAAUUAUAAUUGAAAACAUUGUUACACAUAAAUGUUACUAAUGUUAUUUUGAUUUUCUCCUUGCUAAAUGUCGAAAUAAAGGUUCUCAGAGUAUGCAUAAAUGUUACUAAUGUUAUUUUGACCAUCUUAUUGUAAAUUUUAGACAUUUGAUGUUGAAAUUGUAAAGAUUAAGAAAAUCUAGGCUUGUUCUCCCCUUCUAUUUACUUAUUGUGCUGUGUGGACUGAAUGCAUCUUUUGAGUGAAAAAGUUAAUAGCCUAAACACAGUAAAUUUAUUGGUUAAUGAAAAAGUUUUUGAAUAUUAUUGGAUGAAGUUAAGUUUACUAUUAAUCUCAUUAAUUAUGAUUCAGAUUGGAUUUGGAAUAGUUUAAUCACUUUUCACGGGGGUUUCUGCUAGGAAGUGACAUAUAUUAUAUCUUAAUGCACUUAAUCAUGUAUGAUGUAUCUGUCCCAAUGUCAUAUGAUUGGCAUUGAAACAAUACUGAUAAAAAUUUGACUAUUUUAAAUGCAGCAUAAAUGUAUAUUGUGUUAGUUAUCACAUCUGUUAUAACUUGAAUUUUUGUUCAACUAUUUCAUAAGGAUGCUUCAGACACAUCAGAAGAAACCAAGUCUGAAGAAAGUAUGGGAAUCCAUCUCUCAGGGCCUCCAGAUGUAUCCCUUCUGUCCCGAACUUCCAAAAGGUGCAGUGGACGUUUGCCACUUUCACGCAGCGUCUAAUAAAUUAUGGCGGAUCCUAGAUGAAUGUUGUUACAAGUAAGAUCCUUAUACUUUGAAAGCAUAAAUGGUUUUAAUCAUAAUCUCUAUGAAAGAUCUUUUGAAUAAAAAUGUUCGUUGCAAAGAAGGAGUUAGAGGAAUAAAGAACAAGGCGAUCAAACAUGUGAGAAUCAAGAUCAUCCAUUCACCAAGAAUUGCAAAGAGUGUAGUUGCUGUUGCAUAAGCUUGAUUCAAAGAUGAAUCAUCAAGAUCAAUGGUGUAAAGAGAUUGUUCUUUGUUGUUCUUCAUGGUUGAAAGAUUUUUUGUGAGAAUGUGAGAAAGAGAAGAUGUAACAGAAUUGAAAGAAGUUGUUUCAAGAUGAAACAACUGAGUAUAUUGAAGAUAAUGUGAAGUGAAUAAUGCCUUUUAUAAGCAGUAGGUUCCAAAUACUAACAUUUUAAUUUAUGUUUAUAACAGUUACGGGGAUUGUUACAGUUAGUAACCACUUAACUAGUUUUCUGUUAUGAUGUUUCAGAUAUAGUUGAACAGCAUAACAGAAAUUUGUUGGUUAGUUGAGUGGGGGAUAAAAGCAACAAUGAGUAUGGGUCUAGUUCUCACAUGUCAUACAAAAUCUUAUACGAUAUUAAAUAGGUUUGUAUCUCAAUCUCAAAAGUAGUUUAUAAGACGACUGUGUCCAAAUACAUAUGCAUUGCGCGAUGUAAGAAUCUUGACGAUGUGUGAUUCAAAUACAGGCGCGUGGAUAGUUCAUAAAUAUUUUAUUAUCUCAUUAUGAUUAUGCAACAUGUUCUCUACGGAUCCAAUUAUGCAACAAAGUUACAAGCAACAAAAUAUGAGCACAUGCACUACAAGAAACAUUGAAGUUAGCUAGGAAUUAUACCGAGGAAUUAAGUUUCCUAGCUAGCGACAUUGCAUACCGAGGAAAAUUUCCUAGGUAAGCUUCUUUGACCGUUUGACCACUUUAAAGCUGUCAGCAUGUGUGUUAGCGAGGAAAUAGAGGUGUUACCGAGGAAAUAUUUCCUAGGUAAACACAUGGUACAAAAUGCAGCAGCUUUUUACUGUUAAAGGUAACAUGGCAGCUGUAUUUUUAUGUUGGAGAGUGAAAAAGCCUGGCAGAUGCAAUUGAUAUUAGCAGGUGAACGUUGAAAUGCACUGUUGGGUUAUUUAAUUGGCUUCAUGUGAAUACAUAUGUCUUUGAACACUUCUCUAUUACAUUUUCCAUUCCAUAUUUUUGACACUUCUCACUACAAUUUUAUUUUCCAUCUCUACUAUUCAACAAUUGCUCUUGCAUGUGUUUUUUCUUCAUAUAAGGUAACUAUUUUCUUAAUUGAUUUCAACUUUUAUAUUUAUAAAUAAAAUGUUAAUGUAAUAUAUGUUAUAUUAUUUUUUGCAGUUAAUAUUUAAUUUAAUUUCCUAUUACAAGUUGUUGUUGCUGCUGGCUACUACUUUUUCGAUCUGCAUUGUCAUCAAAUUAUAUUAUUUGAGAAGAUGGAUCAGUAUAUUCUUCAUCGAAGUUGGAUGUACGAUAGAAAAAGACCGGGGAAAAGGACACUUAAAGCUCAAUUUAAGGAAGGAAUUCGUGAAUUUGUUGCUUUCACCAUGUCGCAAGAUAUUUUUAGAAGUGAGGGAGGGAUUAGAUGUCCUUGUCUUAAAUGUACGUGUAGGUUGAUUCAGAGCCCAAAAGAUGUCAUAAAACAUUUAGAGGAUGUUGGUUUUAUGGAGGAUUAUUAUGUGUGGAGACAUCAUGGUGAACAAGAGCCGGAUGAGUUUGAUGUUAAUAUGCAGGCUUCAAGUAGUGGAGCGCAUACACAGUGUGAAAACUUUGGCCUCAUGGAAGAUAUGGUUGGUGACGCUCUCGGGGUGAAUUUGUCUUACAAUGAGGGCAUUGAAGAGGAAAUAAUCCCGAAUGAGAAGGCGUUGAAUGUAACGCCUUAGUUAUUUAUUUAAUUAUUUUAUUAUGUGGAGUAUAUAUAUAUAUUAUUAUA
This is a messenger RNA of Medicago truncatula (barrel medic), 6300 nucleotides long. Its product is annotated as disease resistance protein RUN1. The record is from RefSeq and is a predicted model, not a curated record. Gene Ontology annotation, molecular function: ADP binding. Gene Ontology annotation, biological process: defense response; signal transduction. The coding region runs from base 125 to 3139 and encodes 1004 amino acids. Lineage: Eukaryota; Viridiplantae; Streptophyta; Magnoliopsida; Fabales; Fabaceae. The transcript has 6 exons.